This is a messenger RNA of Oncorhynchus kisutch (coho salmon), 3784 nucleotides long. RefSeq lists its product as uncharacterized. The transcript has 2 exons. Lineage: Eukaryota; Metazoa; Chordata; Actinopteri; Salmoniformes; Salmonidae. The record is from RefSeq and is a predicted model, not a curated record. The coding region runs from base 690 to 2237 and encodes 515 amino acids.
AUCUUUACUCUGAAUAAACUGUCGCUUGUCAUACAAUCUACCGCUUUGUCCGAAUCUAUCCUUGACCGGCUCACUCUCCUGCACAUCUCAAUUAUCAACAGAAUCUUGGUAGCAGAGGAUGGUUAACUAACGACCCAGUCCUGAGUGGUUGAUGUGAGUGUGAGGAGGCGAGUUGGUGAAAGGACGAUUCGAGGAAGGACGAGUGUCAAUUCGGGGGUGGACAACAAUUCUGCUCAACUCGGGAAACUGAUCUCUGGUCGACCACAAAAUAAGAUACACCGUGUCGCAGAGGGGGAGCUGACUGACGUCCCGGAACAACCAAGGGUAAAAGUUGGAGACUGGGUAAGGAUCAAAGUCCACAAGAGAAAGUGGGCUGAUCCCAGGUGGACUGGACCGUACGAAGUGAAGGAGGUUACUUCACACUCAGUCCAGGUCAAAGGUAAAUCAGGCGCACCUUGGCACCAUCUGACACAUUGCACACCAGCACCAACCCCUGCCAGAACACUGGCUGAAGUAAGAGGUGAUUUGAUCACAUCUAAUUCGAACCAAAAUUCUGAUAUCCCACCUAUCUGAACAUGUGGAGGAGACUACUCCCAUUUUCAGAUGACGGGGAGGAAAGGAGAAAGGAGAGACCGCCAUGGUCUAGGGGUAGUAGAACCCCGUGAGAGAGACUGGGAUGCUCAGGCCCAAUGUUUGUUUUGUUUUUAGUAACCACUGGGGUUGUAGCAGGCAUAAUGAUGUGGGCGGUCCAGCAUGUAACUAUGGGACAUAACUUGCCUCCUAAUAAUUCUACCAACAGUUCAGAGUCAAGACAUCUCAUGUAUAAACGGAGCAUAGAACCACUUAAGCAAAAUUGCACCGCAGAUCGAAUCAGGAGUACUACCUUGUGUGUACCAGUCAAUACUACCACCACGGUUACUCUGACAUGGGGGACAUUGGCGAGCCCGGGACAGGGAUUCGAGACCCACGCCCUUUUUUGGUCUAGGUCAGUGUGGUACAUGACGGAAGGGGGCUACAGUAAAUGGUCAUGGAAGAACUUAGUGGCAGAAACUGGUCCUGAUUGGUCUAGCUGGACGGUGAAUCGGGUGGCACUAUUAUGGAGGAGAAGGUUGGUGCUAACUAAAGUUGAUACUGGCUUAAAAUUGGUUAUCAAACAUGGGGUAGGUGGAGCUGGGUGUACCCCGUUCCUGUUGGCACCAUGGGAAGAGCAGAGAGUGUAUUGGCAUUUAAAGAUAUGUAUUCUCACCAUAACCACCCCCCGUGCUGUACUUUCAGUGCGGAAGCCGCUGUCCUCCAGUGAUCCCAGGUUGGGCCCUGUUACCAUGACCACAGCUCCUCCCAAGAUCGAUGAUGCUAUCCUAAUGGCUACAGGGGUCUCAGGUUUUACUAAUAAUUGGCUGUUGUUGGCAGAGGAAGCUGCAAACAGCACCAGGCAGAGUUGUGUGGUAUGCAUGGGUGCUCGUCCAUUACUCCGCAUUGUCCCGGCCGUGGUGAUUCUACCAUGUUUGAUCCCUUUAAUGACUACAGAUAACCCCUGUUGCAAUUGUACUACCUGGGACAGGGUUUAUCCCAUAACUAAAGCUACCAACAGGAAACCAAUGUUUUCUAACCAGGUUGCCAAGGCCAAUUUCACUUGUGUUGAUAUGUCAGGGGUUGGCAUCGAGGUAGGACGUAUUCCUAAGUCCUGGUGCCUGGACACAGUUAAGGUUGUUGGGGGUUUUAAGCCAAUAUCCCGUGCUGAUGUGUGGUGGUGGUGUGGCACUGCUGUGUUGUUUGACAAACUUCCCGUUAACACCACCGGCACCUGUGCAUUGGUUACUCUUCUGUUGCCUGUUUCUGUUUACCCCAUAGAGGCUGGGGAUCUCGCACUUAGAAUCCAGUCGGUGAAACCAGUGAAGGGGGGAGGACGUUCCAGGCGGGCUACCUCCCCAUCCAUGGAUGACCCCACUUACAUAGACGCCGUUGGGGUCCCUAGAGGGGUGCCAGAUAAGUAUAAAUUAGUUGAUCAGGUAGCUGCUGGUUUCGAGUCUUCUAUUUGUUGGUGGUGUACUAUUAAUAAAAAUGUUGACCGUAUUAAUUACAUCCAUUAUAAUGUCCAGAAAUUAGGGAAUUGGACUCAGCAGGGCUUUGAGGCGGUACAUGGCCAGUUGGCAGCUACCAGUCUUAUGGCUUUUCAGAACCGCAUAGCUAUUGACAUGUUGAUUUCUGAGAAAGGUGGCGUGUGUGCUGUUUGGUGAACAAUGUUGCACUUUUAUCCCGAAUAAUACUGCCGCUGAUGGAAGCCUGACCAUUGCUCUGGAGGGUUUGUGAACACUUAAUGGUAAAAUGAAGUCCCACUCCGGGGUGGACACCUCUAUGUGGGAUUCCUGGAUGGAGGUCUUUGGUAAAUAUAAGGCCUUGGUUUCAUCCGUUUUGGUGUCUAUCUCCGUAUUCGCUGCAAUUAUGGUUCUGUGUGGAUGCUGCUGCAUUCCAUGUAUAAGAUCUUUAACUACCAGAGCUAUUACCAAGGAUAUUGACCCUGGUGCAUCUGCUCAGAUGUAUCCUCUCCUGGCAGAUGAUGAGUAUGUUGAUCUGGUCCCGGAGUACGGUGAUGUAUAUCAGACCAUGGACCACACCGCCAUCUAGAGAGGGAAUCUAUUUUUUCUAUUUCCGCUAUUAUAUUCCUUUUUGAGCUGUUGUUCUCCAUUCUGUUAAUGAAGGUUUGAAAUUCCUGAGUGGCUGGUAGCCAACUUAGUACAUGUUGUGGUCUGAAUGGAGAACAUUAUGGUACUUUACGUUUCUGCUUAUCUAUGCUUUAAUUAAGUUGUCACGUCUCUUGGGAGACGUGAAGAGAGGGACUACAAAACUUUCUCUCUGAGAAAGUUUCUAGAGCAGUGUCACGUCUUAAUAGACGUGAAGAGAGGGAUUUGUAAGCAUGAGUAUUUAGCUGAGCAUGUUAUAACCAGGCCUUUAGCUAUAACACAUUAACCUCUGCAUAUUAACUGUAGCUGUCUACUACACAUUGCUCAACAGGAAGCAUCACACAAUUGAACUUACACGAAUGUGCUGAUGUCUCAACUCACAGCACAUAGACAGGAACUGGCUCGACCACAAAGCAGUAUCGGCCAAAGCCUGACCCUGUGAAAACAGGAACACGCAUACAUUAAGACACAUAGACUCAUUGCACACAUUUAUUUAUUUAUUUUAUUUUAUUUUACCUUUAUUUAACCAGGUAGGCAAGUUGAGAACAAGUUCUCAUUUACAAUUGCGACCUGGCCAAGAUAAAGCAAAGCAGUUCGACAGAUAAAACGACACAGAGUUAGACAUGGAGUAAAAACAAACAUACAGUCAAUAAUGCAGUAUAAACAAGUCUAUAUACAAUGUGAGCAAAUGAGGUGAGAAGGGAGGUAAAGGCAAAAAAGGCCAUGAUGGCAAAGUAAAUACAAUAUAGCAUAUAUAUAUUAUUAUUAUUAUGUUAUAAUAUAACAUAAGCUGCAUAAGAUAAACUUAUCUAGGACACACACACACACACACACCCUGGACUCAGGAAAACAACAAGGACAUUAAGCAACGGCUGAAGCAUGGGCUGCAGGAGCCAAUCAGCAGAGGCUACGCCUGGACCUGAUCCAACCAGAGAACCAGGACUUCAAGAGACUCAACCUACUUUCUGUGCUGUAUAAAACAUGUAAACAAACUGUAUUAGAGCUCUCUCUCUUCUAGCUCACUCGGAGUUACUAGAAAGAGCCCGUGCACGCUGUACCAGAUAUCUUUACUCUGAAUAAACUGUCGCUUGUCAUACAAUCUA